Molecule: messenger RNA, 2318 nt
Organism: Drosophila erecta
Lineage: Eukaryota; Metazoa; Arthropoda; Insecta; Diptera; Drosophilidae
Gene: drk
Product: protein enhancer of sevenless 2B
Exons: 6
Coding region: 380-1015 (211 amino acids)
Molecular function (GO): protein binding
Source: RefSeq, a predicted model, not a curated record
AUAGUGUUGUGUCCAGCAUAUUUUCUUGGUAUAUUAAAGCGACCCAUCCACGGUCACGCUGCUAUGAAAAUAAAAGUGAAUUACAAAUUUAGCAGUAGUAAUAUGUUAACCGAACCGCUCCCGCGCUUAAUUAGAGUCGUUUAAGCUUGCAGUCACCGUAGUCCUAUAAAAUUCACUGAGUAGUGAGUGAGACAAAUUCAGAGAGAGAGUGAGAGAAAGAGCAGAGCGCGUGUGUGUCUGUGCCUCUGUGCGUGUGUGUAUGUGUGUGUGUGUGUGGUGCAUCAAGGCUGAUAAAACUAAAUCCAAAACUACAAUUGCAUCUAAAUUUGAAACAAACUCCGAAAGCGUUUUCUAACUGCGCACAAAUCUACACAACAAAAUGGAAGCGGUUGCCAAACACGAUUUCUCGGCGACGGCCGAUGACGAGCUGAGUUUUCGCAAAACUCAGAUCCUGAAGAUAUUAAAUAUGGAAGACGAUUCAAAUUGGUAUCGUGCGGAGCUGGAUGGAAAGGAAGGCCUCAUACCCAGUAAUUACAUAGAAAUGAAGAAUCACGACUGGUACUAUGGACGCAUCACACGCGCCGAUGCCGAGAAGCUACUGUCAAAUAAGCACGAAGGCGCCUUCUUGAUACGCAUCAGCGAAUCCAGUCCCGGCGAUUUCUCCUUAUCAGUCAAAUGCCCCGAUGGCGUUCAGCAUUUCAAGGUUCUGCGCGAUGCCCAAAGCAAAUUCUUCCUCUGGGUGGUCAAGUUCAACUCCCUCAACGAACUGGUCGAAUAUCAUCGGACGGCGAGCGUUUCCCGGUCGCAGGAUGUCAAAUUGCGUGAUAUGAUACCUGAAGAGAUGCUCGUGCAGGCGCUGUACGAUUUUGUGCCACAGGAAUCCGGGGAAUUGGACUUCAGACGCGGCGAUGUCAUCACCGUAACAGAUCGCUCCGAUGAGAACUGGUGGAACGGCGAGAUCGGCAAUAGGAAAGGAAUCUUCCCAGCAACUUAUGUGACGCCAUAUCAUUCAUAAUAAGAUAACUUCUAAGGAGGGACGCCAAACACAACCCUCUCCGGGAAACGCGAAAAACACAACACACAACCAUAACGUUUAGGCAGCAACAUCAGCAAUUGCGAAUAACAACAAGAAGGAACUAAACACAAAUUUUAAAUAUUUAUAUACAAGAAACGUGGACAUAAAUUCUGUAGACAACGUAUACAACACAAGUUUAAGCCUAUAAGCCGAAUGCAUUUUUUACGUUUUGACGUUUUUUGAUAAAACAAUACAUUACGAUACCAUUACGAAAUCGAUUAAUAGCAACUGAGUGACACUUUAAACUAGAUAUGUAAAUAUAUUUGUGUAUGUAUAGCUGCGGCCGAAUAAAAAGCAUUCGAUCGUAGUUUUCCUCUGGCAUCGUUCCAGACAGAGGACAAAACUCACUGCUAGCAUCUUGACCGCAACUAUAGGCAUAUGCAAGUAUGUCUACAUACCAGACGGCACUAUUAUUAUUAUUGUAAACAAGCAGAUUUUUGAUAUAAAUAUAUAAUUUAAGUUCGAUAAAGAGAAUUGAAUUUUUGUCCUGUGUUGAGGAUUGCCCUACCAUGUGCUCUUUAGUUUAUUUUUGAUGUUUUUGAUGUGAACGAGUGCGUUUCGAAGCGAGUGAACACUUAUAUUAUUAUGAUUAUAUGAUAACGAAUUACCAACCAACCUAAUGCUUAACACGUUUUAUAGAAAACAAAACAAAUUCACUAUGAAAAGAAAACUUUUGCCUAAAUGUCUCAAAGCUGAAGACAAUUAAAACAAAAUUUAUAUUAUAUUAUCGUAAAUGCCUACCACAUAAAUUAAAUUAAUUUUUGCAUCGCUGGUUACUAUAUGCAUACAUGCACGCAUCUAUAAAUAAAUAUGUAUCUUCUUAAUGCAAAUUGAACGAUAUUAGGCCUCGGCUGCACAUGCAACUUUUGCGGCGACUGUAAAUUGAUUAUGUGAAAUUUUGUCCCUUCGCUUUAAAGUUUAAAAUUGUCAAUAAUUAUAAUUUUGCAUCGCGUCUUCUGACCACAAACUCUAUGGACGAAAAAUGAAUCUUGAAAACUGGAAGUAGAAACAUUUGUGACAUGUGUAAAAAGUUUCAAACUGCUGCUAUAUCAUAUUGUGCUAUAAAUUAUUACUACUACUAUUUAUAUAAUUGGUUGAGUGUGCUGUGUGUAAUCUUUUUUGUCAUCAGCAAGGGAAUUAGUUGCACGUUCGAGCGUUUUUCAACUACAUAACUAUAUGCAUUAAUAAAUGUAAUGAGAGUUGCCAAUAUAAAGUAAUUUAAACAACAACAAAAUGCUAAAAC